AUGGUGGGGCCCUUAAAAACCGCUCGAGGCGGCAUGUCACACUUGCUAGUCGUCGUCGACAAAUUCACCAAGUGGAUCAAGGCAAGGCCAAUCAAGAAACUUGACGGGCCGACGGUCGUCCGGUUCCUCAAAGAUAUCGUGGUCUGCUACGACAUCCCGCACAACAUCAUCACAGACAACGACACCAACUUCGCUAAGGGCGCGCUGGCUCAGUACUGCUCUGUAUUCGGCAUCCGACUUGACUUGGCCUCCAUCGCACAUCCCCAGUCGAACAACCAGGUCGAGCGCGCGAAUGGCCUGAUCCUAGCCGGCAUCAAGCCGCAUCUUGUCGAGCCUCUUGUGCGCUCACUCGGCAACUGGCUCGACGAGCUACCGGCUGUCCUUUGGAGUCUCCGGACGACGCCUAACCAGUCGACUGGGUUCACCCCGUUCUUCCUCGUCUACGGAGCCAAAGCAAUUAUCCCCACCAACAUCAAGUUCGACUCGCCUCGGGUGACCAUGUACACAGAAGCCAAGGCCAAGGAAGCCCGCAAAGACAGCGUCGACCUGCUCGAGGAGGGGCGCCUUCUGGCCCUCAGCUGGUCGGCGAUACCAGCAAAGCCUGUGCCACUACCACAACAAGAAGAUCAAGCCUCUCACAUUCCGCGAGGGCGACCUCAUACUCUGGCACAUCCAGUAGACAGCUAG
This is a messenger RNA of Aegilops tauschii subsp. strangulata, 687 nucleotides long. The record is from RefSeq and is a predicted model, not a curated record. NCBI's taxonomy places the organism in Eukaryota, Viridiplantae, Streptophyta, Magnoliopsida, Poales, Poaceae.